AUGGCUGGACAGUCCGAGUGCAUGCCAUUCAAGAUUGGCAGUGAAAUAAUUUUUACCUUCGCAGAAACUGCAGUAACUUUAACUGGCUGUAAAUGUCAAUGUCAAGCAUUAACUCUUACACAGCGCGAUGCUGUUAAGUUUGGAAUCGGACAGGACUAUCGGUUAUGCCCCUCGAAUGCUUAUCUUCAUUACAAUAAGACGCAAAGAAAUAGACGGGCGGAAUCUAUAAAACUAGACCUUCAAAAAUGGAUGACUUCAAGACGGCAACCACCAUCAAAGUCUGAGGAAAACCUCGCUCUCAAUAAAUAUUUAAUCUAUCACCGGGAUUUAAAUACUUCUUUAAACACCUCAGGAAGGAAAACUAACCGAAAAUCGAAUUGCCCACUAUUUAAUGAUCAUAUCAAACUAUCGCGAAGAUCUCCGAUGCCAAAUAUUAGUAACUUAGAGAAAGAACGAUUGACAGCGGCAGCAUCGAAUUUGAUUAUCGCUCUAGAAAAUAUAACAUUAGGAUAUAAAGCUAAAGGCCCAACCUUAUCUGGACAUAAUGAAAAACAUUAUAUAGAGUAUAAGGUACACAUCUAUAAAAUCGAUUCUUUUGAUCCCAUUGGAACUGUAAAGGCUCUUGCAAUUGGGCUAAGUGAAGAUUCUGAACUAAAAGAUUGCUACAUAGACAGAGUUAUCGUAAAAUCAUUAAAUGAAAACGCACCAGGGAUCACAUUUAACUGCCAGAGUUACUUAAAGCGUACUAGCAAUGGCAUAGGAUUGAAGUUAUUCCGAAUCACCGAAAGUGAAAAAAGCGGUGAUACCACUAAUUCUCCAAGCGUAGUACGCAGUUACAGCAGUGACCAAUCCUCAAAGAUCUCUGACGAUUCAAGGAGGACUUCCUUACAUGGCACAGAUACCGGCAGCGAUAUAGAUGACACAGAUCAGUUUCCUGAUAUGAGAGAUUACGCAUACGACACCGAAACAAAAAAUGAAUAUCGCAAAUCAGAGGAACAUUCUGAAUAUCGAGGCAUGCGAUUAAAUGAAAAUUCGGCAUUGGAAGUUCCCACCAUAGGAGAUACUGAAUUAUCAGAUGAUCAGGUACUGCCUUCUGUGGGGGAGAGAAACGGAUUCGAAAACGAUAACGGUAGUGUAAACCUGGGCGUUGAUGCAGACGCAGAGGGAUGGAUCCCUUUACACCUAGCUGUAAAGUAUGGGCAAACUAAUUGCGUUAAAUGGUUAGCCGUAAAUGGUGCUGAUAUAACGCAAGAGAAUUCUACCGGUUUUACAUGCAUCCAUUUAGCUGUAAUUUAUGGUCAUGUUCAUAUUCUUCAGAUCGAUUCUGAUAGUAAUCAGAAUGCUGAUAGGAGUGUUAUGGCACAGUUAAGCGAUAUUAAGGUGUAUAGAUAUACCAAUUGA
This is a messenger RNA of Trichoplax adhaerens, 1401 nucleotides long. RefSeq lists its product as uncharacterized. Gene Ontology annotation, molecular function: protein binding. The transcript has 15 exons. Bases 1 to 1401 code for a protein of 466 amino acids. NCBI's taxonomy places the organism in Eukaryota, Metazoa, Placozoa, Uniplacotomia, Trichoplacea, Trichoplacidae. The record is from RefSeq and is a predicted model, not a curated record.